AGAUUAUUUGAACAACAAUUGCCCUUUAGUCAGAGAUUCUGUUGUGAGGUAUCUGGCACAGAAACUGAUGUCAGCUAGUGUACCAUUUCACGGUUCAAUGUAGGUUCUGGAUUUUAGUGCUGUGUUGAUAACUGACUGUAACAAAACUUUCAUGUACACUUGUCAGCUUUACACUAGUGAUAUUACAAGACUAAUGGGAAAAAAAACAUAUAUACAUAUUCAAGAAAAGCAUUCACGAAAAAAAAAACAUCUUACGCAUAAACUUGGUUGUUAGAGAUGCUAGAAAGGAGCAUAUUGAUGUCCAUACAAACACUGAAUCAUCCCCCAAUUCUAAUUGGUGAUGCCUUUAGAAAGAGAACACAUACUCAAUACAGAAAAAGAUCAUCAAAUUCAAGUAUAUCUUCAGUUUUUCUUACUGAUGAGAGUGGAAACUAUGAGGAACAAGGUAGUGCUACUUCUAUGCUAAGCCAACAAAACACUAUUGGUGUUAUAGGAGGAGUAUCAGUUCUAUCAACUCUUGUUUUCUUAGAAAAGCUAGCUUGUUUUGGUUCAAGGAAUGGUAAAGAAUGUCCACCUUUUGUUGUAUGCAGUGAUCCUGUGUUAACCAGGGUGCUUUCGUUGCGUGGUUCUUCUUUUCCUUCUGUUAGAAACAGAAUGAAUCACAUUAAAUUGAAUCAGGAGCUGGUGGUUCAGAAUUUGCGGCACAAAAAGAACAUUCUUCAGCAGUCUGGAGCUUGUGGUUUCGCCUUGCCUUGUCAUCUGUCACAUGCUUGGCAUAGUGAAAUUUCUCAGGACAGUUCUCUACCUUUUCUUCAUGUUGGUGAUUGUGUAGCCACAGAACUCAAGAAUGCUAAGUUGAAGCCUAUUCAUGCUGCAAAUACCGUCCGAAUUGGACUGCUCACUACAGAUCCGUCCUUUGUAGUAUGUUAUUACCAAGAUAAGCUUCAAAGUCAGGGUUUUGAAGUAGUACUGCUAGACAAAGCAACGGAGGAACAUAUACUAGUACCUGCAAUGGAGGCUUUGCAGAGAAAAGACAUAGAAGGAGCAAGGAAUUUGCUGAGAAUUGCAAUCCAUGUUCUUUCGGUAAGGGGAGUGAAUGUGGUGAUACUGGCCUCUGAUGAUUUGGUGGGAAUUCUGCCUCACAAUGAUCCUCUUCUUAGGAAAUGUAUAGAUCCUAUGGAUGCUUUGGCCAGGUCAACUAUACAUUGGGCAGAAACAACAGCAAAGGUUGACUUGCUAUUAAGGUAGUAGGUGGUGCAUCAAUGGCAGAAACUGAUGUUGGAAUGAUGAUAGCUUUUGUUGAAUUUGCUACGGCACCCGCAAUUUCAGCUUCGACGCGCCCACCAAAAGCUUGUAACUCUGAUUUGCAAGACAACCAAUGUUAGAAGGAGAUAGAUGAAAACCAAACAGUUUCAAUUGUUAUAAUCACCUUACUUCUAUAAUGUAAUUUUUGUUAACAAAUCACAAUAUGCAAAUUCAUGUUAUCACCA
Molecule: messenger RNA, 1490 nt
Organism: Cicer arietinum (chickpea)
Lineage: Eukaryota; Viridiplantae; Streptophyta; Magnoliopsida; Fabales; Fabaceae
Source: RefSeq, a predicted model, not a curated record